GCAAUCAAGCCAUCCUACACAAAUCCAAUUCGUGCAAGGGUCCAAGUAUGGCCAAGACAGAGGAUGCAAAGAAGGGGAUACAGAAUUUGGAUGCUGGAAUACCGCUAAAGAGGUCUGAGGGGUUGGUUUUAGUGAUGGAUACGCCAAAAGGAAGAGGGGUUUUUGCCAGCAGAGACAUUCCCGGAAGAACGGUGCUUGAGGUCUCACCUGUUCUGGUACUGGAUCCAUUGGAAAAUGAAGAGCACAUUAGGAAGACGAAUCUAUACAAUUACACGUAUAACUGGCCAUACAAUCCUCCUGUUGGAGCGAAUUCCCAAGGCGCUAACUCUGCCAAAUUUCCAUCAACGACCCAAGCAGUUAUUCUCGGGCUUGGAAGCAUGUUCAAUCACUCAACGCUUCACCAGAAUGUCGGCUGGGACCGAGACGUUAAGAACCUCCUCGUCACGUACAUCACACUUCGAGAUAUCAAGGCUGGAGAAGAGCUGUGCAUUUCCUAUGGACAACGACUAACGUUCAAGGACAAGGACGAAGAAGAACCCGAGAUAAGAUCUGAAGAUUGGACAGACGCUUUGGCUAUAAUUGACCUAAUUGAUUGA
Molecule: messenger RNA, 596 nt
Organism: Cadophora gregata
Lineage: Eukaryota; Fungi; Ascomycota; Leotiomycetes; Helotiales; Ploettnerulaceae
Exons: 3
Coding region: 48-596 (182 amino acids)
Molecular function (GO): protein binding; histone H3K37 methyltransferase activity
Source: RefSeq, a predicted model, not a curated record